This is a messenger RNA of Trichomonas vaginalis G3, 7452 nucleotides long. RefSeq lists its product as uncharacterized. The record is from RefSeq and is a predicted model, not a curated record. Lineage: Eukaryota; Parabasalia; Trichomonadida; Trichomonadidae. Bases 1 to 7452 code for a protein of 2483 amino acids. The transcript has a single exon.
AUGUCGAAUUUUUCUUCCCCAAAGCAGUCUUCUUCGAGUCUGCAGAAUUCGUUUUUGGCGGCCUUGGGGAAAGCAGAUUUAGAUCUGCAGCACGCUGAGCUAAUAAUUCAAUCGGUUUUUGAAACAGAUUCUUCAUCCUUACCAAUUUUUGAAGAAAAGUUCAAUUCAAAGAUCCACAAACUGAUAAGAUCGAAUAAAUGCCCAAUUUUCUAUACAGAUUCGAUCAAAAAAGAUGAAGAUAAUGUAAAAGUCCAAAAAUUCAUGGAUAUACUUAAUAUUUUUCACUUCGUUUUAGAACCAGAAGAUGCUAAAAUACUAUUUGCAGAUAAAAAUGUCCAUUUAAAUGCAAUAAUUAAAUUAAUAUAUUCAAAUUUAUUGCAUUACAAUGAAAAGAAAUCAAAAUACUUCAACGAAUUGUUUUAUAUUGUCAAGUCACACCUUACUGGCUAUCUAAAUUCUUUUGUUGUCACUCAAGAUUCGAUAAAUCAAACAUCUCUUACGACAAUUCAAACAAUAUUCAAUAUUUUCUGCAUAACAGAGCGAAACGAAGUGAAGUACAGGUCAUAUGUCCAUGAUUUUACCCAAAAAUUACUUGCAAAACACGAUGAACUCGUAAAUUCAAAGGCAAACUUGAAUUACUUCAACAUGCUGCUAUACAUAGCCAACAAUAUAUCAAAAUACGAGCCAACGAAGUCAUUUGAAUACUUAAUUAUAAUUUUUGAUAAUAUACCAAAGACAAACUCAUCAUUAUUCAUCGAAUUGUCAUCAUCGAUCGUCAAUGUUCUACGAAAACUUGAUUUCCAAGCUCUUUCCCAACAAAUUUUCACAAUUUUUUACCAAAUUUCUGCAGAUUUUCCGAUAACAACCGCCAAUUCAUUACAAAUCUGUAUUUUGUCACAAGAAAUUUCAACUUUACUCACAAAAAAUAAACUUUUGAAACAAAAACAUUUGAAUCAAUUAUUAACUUUAUUAAAUCGAAUAAUACAUGCUGAUAUAGGUAUAACAAAGAAGAUGGACUGUUUUAUGCUCAUUUCCGAUAAAAUUUUCUCCAAAUUAAAUUAUCAAAAUAAUAAAAUCGAAAAAUUUUACAUUUUAGAGAAUGUAUUACCUUGUAUUAUGAUUAUAUGUGAUGAGAUGACACCUUACAAGUUCCAAAACAAUACAGUUUUCACUGAAAUUUGUUCCGAAUUCAACAAUUUUUCAGAAAAUUUAAAUUUCUUCAAAAAUUUUGUGUUUUCUUUGACAAAUUUGCUCGGCAACAUCAUCAAAACAAACACAGAUAAUGUAAACUACAAGGUAACAUGGAAUAUGAAAGGUUUUCAGUUAGAUUUGUUGAAAAAUACAAUUUUGAAAUUAUUAAAACGAUACAACACGAUUUGCAACGAUUAUACGUCAUUCUACAAGGGUAUAACACACUUAGAUCAUCCUAAAACUGAUCCACAGUAUUAUCUUUACGCUGCAAAAAAUUAUGAUAUCAAAAUCACAGCAAAAACAUGUUUAAUUGAUUACAAUGUUACAUCAAACAACAUUAUAUCAUUUGUAUCUGAUUCUCCUGAUGAUUUUAGGUCGUUUUUGGCUUCAGAAUUUUUAAAUUAUUUAAUUCAGUCAAAAACCGAAAUUAGUUUUGCCGUUGAACAGAUAUUGUUCAAUAACUGCUUCGUUGGAUAUUUUUUUGAUACUUUAAUUGAGAAUUUUUCGAAAAUUGAAAUAUUUAAUCAAAUAAUUUCAGUUUUAUCGCCAUCUAUGACUGAAAUGAAGAAAUAUUCGAGCGAACACACCAUGUACUGCGAUAAAAUCAAGGAAGUUCUGCUCAAAAUCAUUGAAAAUAUUCAAAAUACGUUUCAAUACAAAGAAAUCUUCAAUUUUCUCAUAGAUUUCAUUGAAUAUGCCAUUGCCGCUGGAUGUUCUGCAGAGGAGAUCAUUUCUGAAUCGUUUAUUGGUAAGUUAUUUAAUUAUUCUCAUAUAACUUAUCCAAAAUCAGCCGAAUACCUUCAUUUCCUUGAGUUCUGUGUCACAAAGAACAAGGAAAUUGUGUCUGUUGACAGUUUUGUUGAGAAAAUCAUCUUUUUCAUGCCGAAUAAUUUGGAAAAAUGUCUUGAAAUACUCAAAGAAACCUCUUUUUCAACGGAUUAUUUCGCAAACAGGAAGUUCUUCAUGGAAAUGGCCAACAUUUUGUACCAUCAACUCCCUAUUUGUUCAAUUCCAACGAGAACAUUCAUUGUUCAGGUCAUUCGGACAUUGACACCUAAACAGUUCAAUGAUCUCUCAACAAUUCCUAUGAAUAUUGAUGAAAAAGUCACUUUUUCGUUAAAUAAUUUUGGAUAUUCGGCCACAACCGACACAGAAACCUUUAUCGUUGGCUUGAUUGAAUCUACAAUGAGCAAAACAACAAAGUUUACUAAUGAUUUGUUCCAAAAUGUCAUAAUUGAAUUAUUUUCUCAUUCAUUAAUGAACAAAAGGUCGAAAUUCAUCUCCUACAUACUCAUUGAUGGACUAAUUAAGAAGAUGGCCACACAAAACUUUGAUAUUUCUGAUAUUUACACGAAAAUAUUAUCAAAAUCAAUUUUUGUGGCUGAUCUACUGUUUUCUGUCUUCUCAAACAACUACGAUCCACAGAAACUCCCUGUAUUCCAGUUGUUUGACACAGAAGAAGGAAUUUCUUCGGUGAUAUUUGAUUUAAUUUUGUUAUUUGAGUUUUAUCCAUAUCACAACGGCUAUUUCGCCCUUAAAAUAGCCGAAUACUUGGGAUAUAUCAUCAACCAGCGCAAAUUCAAAUGUCCACCGUUCAUAGAUUUCGUAAAUUCCCAUGUCAUCCCAUUUUCUUCGACAAACGUGCCAUUGAAGAUUAAAGAAGACGAAAUCUUCAAAGAAAUUUUCUGUUUCGACGAAAAAAUCCAAGAAAUUUUUCGAAUUUCGAGAGAAAUUUCGUUUAGAAGCGAAAAUAACAAUAAUGAACUGAAACUAUUGAUUGCUCAGGAGUCAUUAGAGAACAGACUGUAUUUAACAUACUGUAUCAACAAAGAAACAACGAAUUCUGAAGAAAUUAUUUCAGAUUUACUUCAAGAAGGGAAAUUUGAGACUGCAGGAUUAUUACUUAGGUUGUAUAAUAACACAAAUACAAAUAUUGACUUGAAUCAGUUCACGAAACAACAAAUUUCCAGCAAAUCUGAUUCAAUAUCUUAUUAUAUUUCAAUUUCUAAUGAUUUGACAGGAGAUUUCUUAGAAAACAUAAUGCCAAUAAUAGAAAACACGAUAACAAAAGGUUGUCCGAUCAAACAGAUUCAAUCUACAAUUUUAUUGAAUAAUUUGAAAAAUUUUGAUAAGAUUUCUUUUGUUAAAUCAAUGAUUGAACCAAAUAACAUUGAUAGAAACAUGAUAUUAUAUAGAGUUGAUAAGUAUUCAGUUGCAAAUCAGUUAAUUGAAGAAUUUAAUUCUCUAAAUUUCGAAAAAAAUCAAGAAAAAUUUGUUAAAAAUCUGACAAAUGUUAUUAUUAACUCAGAUGUAACAAACUACUUGUCAGAAAUACAUACAACAAAUCAUUUACACAAAUUAAUUGAAAUUUGUGAAGUUUACAACGGUUUUUCAGAAAAUUUGACUUCAUUUUUGAAUUCUAAUCCACUAUUAUCAUAUGAGUAUUUCGACAACAGUCUAAACGAGUUUGAUCAAUGCUACAAAGUCUAUAAAUUGACAGAGAACAAAAUAUUUAAAGAAAAAUUACAAAAAAUUUUGGAAAAUUUACACAAAAAUUUCAAAGAAAAAAUUGACGAAAAAAGUGUCAUGUUUUUAUUAAUUUACACUGAAUUAAAACAAGAUAUAUAUGAUCACAAGGAUGAUACAAUAUUAAGACUGAUUUAUCCAUCAAUUCUCAAAGUUUUAAUUAAGAAAAUUUCAAUUUUUUCUUCAAAAGAUUUAUUACAACUUUUGGAGUUUUAUCACAACAAAUUUUUCAUUGGAAUUUAUGAACUGGUAAAUUUAAUUUUAGAGAAAUCCGAACCUGUUUUUGUAGAUUCCAUGGAACAAUUCAUAUCAAACAACUGCUCAACAAAUAGAUACAGAGCUAAUGAUAUAAUUUCUUUCAUCUCUAACCUAAAAAUACAAAAAACUAAACUGUUUUUGUGUUUUUUGGCAAAAAGUGUCUACAAAUAUGACAUCAAAAAAUACAUCAAACAUCAAUUCCAAGAUUUUCCAUUUUUCUCAAUCCAAACACUCAUAAAAAACGAAAUGCAAGAUAAAGCAGGUGGUUCUUUUGAUAGAUUAUUCACUUCACUUCACUUUUAUAUAGACGAUAACGCUUUAACCGCUUUGUCAAAUUCUCGGAUAUGGAAUUCAUACAAAACUGAAUCUUUACAAAAAUUUUUAUCUGUUUAUUAUAAUUUUUGUUAUUAUCCGAACAUUGUUUUGAAAUUAUUUGAAAUGAUACAAGAAGACAAAUACGAAACGUAUCAUUUAGAUGUUUUCAAAGAAAUGAUUUUAAAUCAAGUUUUGAUCAUAAGAUCGAAUGAAAACAAUUUAGUUUUUUGGUACAAAAUUAUUAUGGUUUUGAUUAAUUUGAUUACGAAAAAUUUCCUUAAUUUCGACAGAGAAUUUCAAGCAAAUGUUGCACAGCAUUUAGCUGUUUCUCUUUCAAUGAUGUCCAAUGAUUUUUCAAAAGAUUUCAUUUUGUUUAAGGACAAAAACAUUUUUGAAAACAUUUCUUUCUUUGUUGAUAAUACUUUCAAAGCAAUGCCAUUAGUUGAUUCAUUGUUUGAUGUUUGUUUGAAGGAUUUGAAUGAUUAUAAAACAAAUCCUCUCAAAACAAAGUAUUUGUUGGAAAGCCUUUCUUAUGUAACAAGAUUUACUUCAACAAAAAUUCCUGAAGAAAUCAUCAAAUUUUUGAAAAAUUUGAGUUUGGAAGAAAAAAGUGAAAUUUGGCCUUAUGGAAUUUUAGCUUUAACUGGAUGUUUGGAUGCAGAUAAUGGUCUUUUAAAGGUUAUGAUACCGAAGUUCUACAAGAAAUCGUUGAUUUACAGAAUUUUCCCAAUGUUGAAUUUAGUUUCAACAAAAAUUGGAAACAAAAAUUUGGCUUUGGCGAAUUUCGCAAUUUCUUUCGCGAAAUCUUUCGAUGUUUUUAGUAAUUUCGAUACCACUUAUUUCCUUGGAAUCAUCUUCGAGAUAAAAUCAAGUGAAAUAUUCGAUUUACUCAAAAAAGAACUACAAAACGCAAAAGAAAACAUUGAAAAAAUUGAAAGUCAAAAUUUCAUUGUCACGUUUUUUGUGGCGGUUUUUACGAGUGGAAUUCAGAACAAAUAUUUGAAGAAACUUGUUAAUGAUUACCUUAAUUUCCCACAGAUAAUUAACUUGUUUAGAUCCAACAAAUCAUAUGCAAAAUUCAUUUUUGAUCACGUGAAAUCUCCAGGACAAAUAAAAAUUUUGCAAAAAAUUGAAAUUCCUGGAGAAAUAAAUUUGAGUCUGAACUUGAUCAAAGAAAGCCCUGAACAAUAUACAGAACAAACAUCAAUCUUUGCUGCAAUGUUUUCUUACAAAAACAACUUGAAAUCGUUUGAAAAUUUGUUGAGAACUGAUUUCGGAUUCAAAGUAAAGAAAAAUCCACAACAAAAAGAUUUUUCUAUUAAAAUCAAAAUCGGUUUUGACAAUUUAUCGUUGGAGAAUGACUUGACUGUUUGGCCAGAAUUACAAACAGCGAAAAUAGAAUAUUUAUCGUCAAAAAUGACAAAAAUUUCCAAUUUACAACUUUUGAAUUUGAUGAAAACUCCGAAACAAGAUGUCGACCAAAAAUUUUUAGUCAAAAUCAACAAAAUUUUAACGAAUAUCUUUAAUUCAACAGAAGAUGUCAAAGCAAAUGUCUUGAAAACAGUUGAUAACCAAGUGAAAUUCUCAGGAGAUAUGAAAGAAAUGUUUAUUUUGACUUUGAUUUGCGAAGAAUACAAAAAUGCUUUGAAUGGAUUCCAAAUCUUUAAUUACACAAUUCCUCCGACUUUUCCUAUUAUUUAUCAUUUGACUUUGAAAACUUUGAGAAAAUUGGGAUCAGAAGUUUUGGAUGAAACUUUGGAAAUAAAUCACGAAAAACAAAUAGAAAAAUCAAAGUUUUUAUUCCAAAAUCAACUUCAAAAAAUUCAAGAUGACCUCACUUUUGAAAAAGUGACUCCCGAAAAUCUGAAAAACUUUAUUUUGUUUAAUAUUUCUUUGGAAGGCUUUAAUUCAUCAAAAGUUGUUCAAUUACUUAAUGCAGCAUUAAGAUUAUCAACUUCUGACAUUUUAUUGUCACUUUUGUAUAAGACACAAAUUCCAUUAAAUUGGAAUGUUCCUUUUGAUUGGUCCAUUUUGUUUUUGAACAAGAGAAACAACGUUGGAUUCAUUUCUUCUGCUUUUUAUUUGGCAAUGCCUGAAGAUUUUGUGCCAACAGAUCAUUUGCCAUCAAUUGACAAAUUUAAACAGUUCUUGACUCGAAUAUCUGAAAAUCCAAUUAUUAAACAAUUAUCGGAAGCUGAUAAAACAGAUUUCGAAAACUCAGAAAAAUUCAAAAAAUCUGUUUUAAAUGGUAAAAAAGUGACAAUAAAACCGCUUUCAAUUUCAAACGACCAAGUAUUUGCAACUACAUGUUAUUUCAGUAAUUUAAGGAGUCCAUUAGUUAAAGAGAACCUGAACUUGAUAAAUGUUGUUUGUUCGAUCAAAUCUCCACGAGAAAACACGAUUAGUUUGGAUGGAAGAUUAAGUAAUGGAAAAUCUGUUCAUUAUUUACUUUCUUUCCGAUCGAAUUUCAAUCCUUCUUUUUAUGUUUUCUGCCAAACAAUAUCAAGAAUAUUAAAGAAAUGUCCUGCAUCAUCAAAUAGAAACAUGAUAAUUAGUUCUUGUCCUUUCUUGAGUUGCCAAGAUUUCACUUUGAUUUUGACUGACGGAAAACCAAUGAUUAGUAAAACUUGUAUGAUGAAACAACAACCUGCAAAAGUCAGAAAGAUCCAAAACAUUAAGACAUUCACUGAUACAAAAGAAAAAUGUGAAUGGCAGAGGUUGUUGAUAAAUCGUUAUGCGGCUUUGUCAAUUUUACAAUAUGUGGUCACUUCACCUGUAAUAAAUCCACUUAAUAUUUACAUUGAUUUCAGCUCUGCAUCAUUGUUUGUCAAUGAUUUGAAGAUCAAUGGUGAGAAAGAAGAAGAUUUCGUGUUUCCCAAACUGACUGGACAUAUUAGAAAGUAUUUAGGAGUUUUCGACGGACAAAUGACAAUUGCUAUGUGUUCUGCUGCUGUUUCUAUGAUGAUGUUCACUCCAAAAAUCAAAGUUUUGGCUCAUUCUUUGAUGAAUUUCUCAGUGGAAAGCACUGAAUUAAUUGAAGCUGCUUUGGAUGACAUUGGAAACUUCUCUGAAGAGAACUACAGUGAGUCUUAUUCAAGAAUACAAAAACUUAUUCAACAAGGAAUGAAUGAAUCUAUAGAUUAUUCAAUUCCUUGGCUUUAA